Messenger RNA from Alosa sapidissima (American shad), 2342 nucleotides. It is a transcript of the gene ablim3, whose product is annotated as actin binding LIM protein family, member 3. The transcript is spliced from 19 exons. Gene Ontology annotation, biological process: lamellipodium assembly; cytoskeleton organization. The record is from RefSeq and is a predicted model, not a curated record. Gene Ontology annotation, cellular component: actin cytoskeleton. Gene Ontology annotation, molecular function: actin filament binding. Bases 317 to 1945 code for a protein of 542 amino acids. Lineage: Eukaryota; Metazoa; Chordata; Actinopteri; Clupeiformes; Clupeidae.
UUCAACUCCAAGUUUGUGUUGUGCGGUGCAGCGCCCAGGAGAUCUUCACCAUAGUGGUCAGAAUUCAAACAUGCUCGACGCGAUAAACACACGCGCGCCGCAUUUCUCUAUCUACGCGCGACACCUCGUCUACUCACGCACUUAGGGUCUAAUCCGUCUCACCGGAAACCGGUAGGUCUACCGAGAACCUUCCCUCCCUUGCGCUCACCAUACACCCAGCCAUGAACGACACACCUAUUAUGGGGAUGCUGUCCAGCGCGUGAAGACUCUGCAAAGACCGCUGUACCGGACAACAUGAGCGCGAGCGUAUCGGCCAAUGAACAUCCUCCCUGUGGUGACAGACGGGGCUCUGCUCCAAUCCGAUGCGAGCGCUGUGGAGGAGUGUGCCGGGGGGAGGUGGUGCGUGUUCAGAGUUCUCACUUUCACCUCAGCUGCUUCACCUGCCACGGUAACACGUGUGUGUGUGUUGUGCUCCUCUGAUCUGUCUCGCUGUGGAUUCUACCGGAAACGAGGGGAGUACCUCUGUCAGGCUGACUUCCAGCAUCUCUAUGGCAACCGCUGUAGUCGCUGUGGUGACUAUAUCCUAGGUGAUGUGGUGUCAGUGCUUGGACACACCUACCAUCCCGCCUGUUUCAGCUGCACCCGCUGCAGUAAGCCUUUCCCUGUAGGUGGGUCUGUGACGUUCAGCGGACAGGAGAGUGUGUGUCAGGACUGCAUCUCCAGACAGCCCAUCAUGAUUCACUGCCAUAGCAUGUGUGCAGGAUGUGGGGAGCCGAUUGAGGUGGGUCAGUCUCUGCUGGCUCUGGAACACCAAUGGCACGUCAGGUGCUUCCGCUGCCAGAUCUGCAGACAGCCAAUCACACGCGAGUACUUCAGCAGGGAUGGCAGGCCAUACUGUGAGGUGGACUACCAUACUCAGUUUGGCAUCCGCUGUGACAUCUGCACCAGAUUCAUCACAGGCACAGUAUUGGAGGUGGGAGGACGACAGUUCCACCCUUCCUGUGCCCGAUGUGCUCACUGCCACCACAUGUUCCUAGAAGGAGAGGAGCUCUACCUCACAGUGGCAGAGCUGUGGCAUCCAGAAUGUAAGAAGGCAGAAAGAGCAGAGAGAAAGCUCAGGCGCAGACGUGCAUCGGAGACCUCAGCUUCCUCCAGUAUCGGUUCUCCUGGUCAUGUGAUUAGAGUCAGAUUGGGUAAUGAGUGUCUGGAUUAUAAAACUGUAGCUGCGCUGCCUGAGGACAAAGCCAUUCAUGAGAUGGAGAGUCCAGUUCAACGGCACCAGGGUGUAGCUUUCAGUCGGCGCCAGCGUUCCUCCAGCGUAGACUCCUACAGCCAAUCUGCAUCUCCCCCACUCCAUUACUACGGCACAGGCUCAGACAGUGGCAGAAGCUCACCCUAUCACAAUCAGCCUUGCGCAUACUACACCCCACCAACCAGGAACAAGACUCCAAAACACUUCCACCUUCCAGCCACAGGAGAGACUAACAUCUAUGGCAAGCCUCCCAUCUACAAACAAGCAGUUUUCAAAAGCCAGUGCAUCACCAAUGAUGACGUCCCAAUGAUGCCAACAUCACCCAAGCACCAGACUCACACCCCCAGGUCUCCACGGAGAUGCGCACAGGAACAUGGGCAGAGUCGGUCCAGACCACAGGGGGAAGUGACAAGGCAGACAUGUUCCCAUGGAGAUGACCCCGGGGACCGCCCUGUAACCUGUGACCUAAAACAGACCCACAUGAGCAACUAUAAGAUCUACCCGUAUGAAGACCUCAUCGUGAGUCCCAGCAAGGGAAGCAGACAGCUGCCCAGAGAUGUGGACCGCCCCAGGCUGGAGAAGCAUCUCUCUCAUGAGGAGUUUGACCGUGUGUUUGGGAUGAGUGUGUAUGAGUUUGAGCAUCUACCCCUGUGGAAGAGGAAGGAGCUGAAGAAGCAGGCCAGUCUCUUCUAAAGGACGACGCCGGACGCCAGACUCUUCUAAAGGACGACGCCGGACGCCAAAUCCAGUUACCACCCACUGCACCAAACCCAGUUACCAAAGUGCUCCAAAAUAUGGCACCACUGACUGAGACAUUUCCCCACCACAGCCCUGUCCCAGAGCAGCACACAGCGUACAUGCACACGCACACACAGCCCUGUCCCAGAGCAGCACACAGCGUAUACACACAUUCACACACACACACACACACACAGCCCUGUCCCAGAGCAGCACACAGGGUACACACACACAUUCACACACACACAGCCCUGUCCCAGAGCAGCACAACAGCAGGAACAAAGUUGUUGUUUGUUGUUGUUGUUGUUGUUGUUUGUUAAAGGACAAGUUCGGUAUUUUACACUUGAAGCCC